GCGCCAUGGGAAGCAUGGAGCUCGCUGAGAGCAAGUGCAAUGGGCAAGCCAGCUUGCUGGACGCUCAGCUCGAGCUCUACUGGAACUCCUUCGCCGUCAUCAAGUCCAUGGCUCUCAAGUCGGCGCUGGACCUCCGCAUCGCCGACGCCGUCCACCACUACGGCGGCGCCGCCACCCUGUCCGAGAUAGCCAGCGAGGUGGCGCUCCACCCGUCCAAGGUCCCCUGCCUACGCCGCCUCAUGCGCGUGCUCACCGUCUCCGGCGUCUUCGCCGUCGGCGCCGGUGGCGGUGGUGGUGAGGAGCCCGUCUACGAGCUGACGCCGUCGUCGCGCCUGCUCGUCGGCUCCGCGAACCUGGCCGCCAUCAUGUCCAUGAUCCUCCACCCGACCCUCGUCGUCCCCUUCCUCGGCGUCGGCGAGUGGUUCCGGCGGGAGCCGCCGGACCCGUGCUGCAUCUUCAAGCAGGCGCACGGCCAGGGCCUGUGGGAGCUCGCCGACCGCGACGCGGCGUUCGACGCGCUCAUCAACGACGGGAUGGUCUCGGACAGCCUCUUCAUCAUGGACUUCGUCGUCAAGGAGCACGGCGAGGUGUUCCGGGGGAUCGGCUCCCUGGUCGACGUCGCCGGCGGGCUCGGAGCGGCGUCGCAGGUCAUCUCGAAGGCGUUCCCGGAGAUGAAGUGCAGCGUGGUGGAUCUCGGGCACGUCGUCGCCAAGGCUCCCGGUGGCACCGACGUCGAGUACGUCGCCGGCGACAUGUUUGAGAGCGUUCCACCGGCGGACGCCGUCUUCCUCAAGUGGGUUCUUCACGACUGGGGCGACGACGAGUGCGUCAAGAUACUGAAGAACUGCAAGAAGGCCAUCCCUCCCAGGGACGCCGGAGGGAAGGUGAUAAUCAUGGACAUAGUCGUCGGAGCAGGGCCGUCGGAGCAGAAGCACAGGGAGGUGCAGGCCCUGUUCGAUAUGUACAUCAUGUUCAUCGACGGCGUCGAGAGGGACGAGCGGGAGUGGAAGAAGGUCUUCAUGGAGGCCGGAUUCAGCGGGUACAAGAUCAUGCCGGUGCUUGGCUUCCGGUCCAUCAUCGAGGUCUACCCUUGAAGAAUGAAGAAGACGAAGACGACGACGGUGGUGGUGGUGGUGGUGAUUGCAAGUUGUUAGCAUGUCGAUCUGUUUGUGUACUGUAUGAAUGCAUGAUUGUAUUUAAUGGCUGUAAUUUGUAAUAAUAAUAUGCAGGUGCGUGGAGCUGUUCUUUUUCCCAUGAAAGAUGAAAGAUUAUCUCUUUUUUUC
Messenger RNA from Oryza brachyantha (malo sina), 1283 nucleotides. Its product is annotated as O-methyltransferase ZRP4-like. The transcript is spliced from 2 exons. The record is from RefSeq and is a predicted model, not a curated record. NCBI's taxonomy places the organism in Eukaryota, Viridiplantae, Streptophyta, Magnoliopsida, Poales, Poaceae. Gene Ontology annotation, molecular function: O-methyltransferase activity; S-adenosylmethionine-dependent methyltransferase activity; protein dimerization activity. Bases 6 to 1094 code for a protein of 362 amino acids. Gene Ontology annotation, biological process: methylation.